Dama dama (fallow deer) is the source of this 3805-nucleotide messenger RNA. RefSeq names its product WD repeat domain 6 (gene WDR6). Gene Ontology annotation, molecular function: protein binding. NCBI's taxonomy places the organism in Eukaryota, Metazoa, Chordata, Mammalia, Artiodactyla, Cervidae. The record is from RefSeq and is a predicted model, not a curated record. Gene Ontology annotation, biological process: tRNA methylation. The transcript is spliced from 7 exons. Gene Ontology annotation, cellular component: cytoplasm. Bases 165 to 3536 code for a protein of 1123 amino acids.
GGAGGGCGGUCGUCAUUGGACCUCGGCGGGGGCAGCCCCUGCCUCUGCUACCUGUUGCUACGGGCGCCGUAGAGCUGCAGCGCAGCAGCACGCGGGAAGGCUCGUCUCGCGAGAGCUCUCCUCCUUUCUUGGCCGUGGCAGCUGCAGAGGCUCGGGGGACCGCCAUGGACGCUCACGAGGACUACGUUUGGCCGCGGGCAACCUCGGAGCUCAUACUCCUCCCGGUCACGGGUCUGGAGUGCGUGGGGGAGCGGCUGUUAGCUGGUGAGGGGCCAGAUGUCCUGGUAUACACCUUGGAUUUCGGUGGACAUCUGCGGAUGAUGAAGCGCGUGCAGAACCUGCUUGGCCACUAUCUUAUCCAUGGGUUCCGAGUGCGACCAGAACCCAACGGAGACCUUGACUCGGAGGUCAUGGUGGCGGCGUUUGGCAGCAAGGGCCUCCGAGUUGUGAAAAUAAGCUGGGGACAGGGCCGCUUCCGGGAGCUGUGGCGCUCUGGCCUGUGGAACAUGUCUGACUGGAUCUGGGAUGCCCAUUGGCUCGAGGGGAACAUUGCCUUGGCCCUGGGCCACAACUCGGUGGUGCUGUAUGACCCUGUGGUAGGGUGCAGCCUGCAGGACGUGCCCUGCACGGACAGGUGCACCCUCUCCUCAGCCUGUCUGAUCGGAGACACCUGGAAGGAGCUGACCGUAGUGGCUGGCGCUGUUUCCAACCAGCUCCUGGUCUGGUACCCAGCAGCUGCUCUAAAAGACGAUAAGCCCGUAGCCCCCGACCGACGGGUCAGUGGGCACGUGGGGGUCAUCUUUAGCAUGUCUUACUUAGAAAGCAAGGGCUUACUGGCCACAGCUUCCGAGGAUCGAAGCGUUCGCAUCUGGAAGGUGGGUGACCUGCGGGUUCCUGGGGGCCGAGUACAGAAUAUUGGGCACUGCUUUGGGCACAGUGCCCGUGUCUGGCAGGUCAAGCUCCUUGAGAAUUACCUUAUCAGUGCAGGAGAAGACUGUGUCUGCUUGGUGUGGAGCCAUGAAGGCGAAAUCCUCCAGGCUUUUCGGGGCCACCAGGGCCGUGGGAUCCGAGCCCUUGCAGCCCACGAGAGGCAGGCCUGGGUGAUCACUGGGGGUGAUGACUCAGGCAUCAGGCUGUGGCACCUGGUAGGGCGUGGGCACCCGGGUUCGGGGGUCUCUUCGCUCUCCUUCAAGUCCCGCAGCAGGCCAGGUGUCCUCAAGGCCGUGACGCUGGCUGGCUCGUGGAGAGUACUGGCCGUGACUGAUGCAGGGGCCCUGUACCUCUAUGACCUCGAGGUCAAGUGCUGGGAGCAGCUGCUGGAAGACAAGCGCUUCCAGUCCUACUGCCUCCUGGAGGCAGCCCCGGGGCCUGAGGGCUUCGGACUGUGUGCCCUGGCCAACGGGGAAGGGCGCGUCAAGGUCGUCCCCAUCAACACUCCGACUGCAGCUGUGGACCUGACCCUGUUCCCAGGCAAGGUGCACAGCCUGAGCUGGGCCUUGCGAGGCUAUGAGGAGCUUCUGUUGCUGGCAUCGGGUCCCGGCGGCGUGGUGGCUUGCUUGGAGAUCUCUGCGGCACCCUCUGGCAAGGCCAUCUUUGUCAAGGAGCGUUGCCGCUACCUCCUGCCUCCCAGCAAGCAGAGGUGGCACACGUGUAGUGCCUUCCUCCCCCCGGGCGACUUCCUGGUGUGUGGGGACCGCCGGGGCUCUGUGUUGCUCUACCCCUCCCGACCAGAUCUGCUCAAGGAUCUUGGGGUGGGGGGCAAGAUUGGGGCGAUUACCUCAGCGCCCGGAGCAGGCAGUGGUGAGGGGGAGCCCCCCUUGGCUGAGUGGGGCCCUGUGUCCACCCUCCCUUCUCUGCACGGGAAACAGGGUGUGACCUCAGUCACCUGCCACGGUGGCUACGUGUACACCACAGGGCGCGACGGUUCCUACUACCAGCUCUUUGUGCGAGGCGGGCAGCUCCAGCCAGUGCUAAGGCAAAAGCCCUGUCGGGGUAUGAACUGGGUGGCUGGGGUCCGUAUGGUGGCCGACGGGAGCAUGGUCAUCCUGGGUUUCCACGCCAACGAGUUCGUGGUGUGGAGCCCCCGAUCUCAUGAGAAGCUGCACAUCAUCAAUUGUGGCGGAGGGCACCGCUCCUGGGCCUUCUCCGACACCGAGGCAGCAAUGGCCUUCGCCUACCUCAAGGAUGGCGAUGUGAUGCUCUACCGGGCUCUGGGUGGCUGCACGCGGCCACAUGUGAUUCUCCGGGAGAGCCUGCACGGCCGGGAGAUCACCUGUGUAAAGCGUGUAGGCACCAUCACCCUGAGGCCUGAGUCUGGGGUGCCCAGCUUCUUGCAGCCUGACCACCCGGAGCCCGGCGAGCCUGUUGAGCCUGGCAGUGAGGGCCCUGGCCUGAUAGACAUCGUGAUCACGUGCAGCGAGGACACCACCGUCUGUGUCCUGGCACUCCCCACAGCCACGGGCUCAGCCCACGCGCUUACAGCAGUCUGUAACCACAUCUCCUCGGUGCGUGCAGUGGCUGUGUGGGGUGUUGGCACCCCGGGUGGCCCUCAGGAUCCUCAGCCAGGCCUGACCGCCCAUGUGGUGUCUGCGGGGGGCAGGGCUGAGAUGCACUGCUUCACAAUCAUGGUCACCCCAGACCCCAGCCCCCCAAGCCGUCUUGCCUGCCACGUCAUGCACCUUUCAUCCCACCGGCUAGACGAGUACUGGGACCGGCAGCGCCACCGGCACCGGAUGAUCAAGGUGGACCCGGAGACCAGGUACAUGUCCCUAGCUGUGUGUGAGCUAGACCGGCCUGGCCUUGGCCCGCUUGUGGCUGCCGCCUGCAGUGACGGGGCAGUGAGGCUCUUUCUCUUGCAGGACUCUGGGCGCCAACUGCAGCUGCUGGCUGAAACCUUCCACCACAAGCGCUGUGUCCUCAAGGUGCACGCCUUCACACACGAGGCACCCAGUCAGCGGCGGCUGUUCCUGUGCAGCGCAGCCACCGACGGCAGCUUGGCCUUCUGGGACCUCACCACCCUGCUGGACCAAGGCUCCCCUGCUCUGGAGGCUGCAGUGGACCCUGGGCUGCCCUUCCAGCUGGGCAGCCCCUGCCUGACUCUGCAGGCUCACAGCUGUGGCGUCAACAGCCUGCACACCCUGCCCACCCGUGAGGGCCACCUCGUGGCCAGUGGCAGCGAGGACGGCUCCCUCCACGUCUUCAUGCUUGCUGUGGAGAUGCCCGAGCUGGAGGAGGCUGUGGGGGGUGCCGAGCUGCUGCCCCAGCUGCAAGUGCUGGAGGAGUACUCCGUCCCCUGUGCACAUGCUGCCCAUGUGACUGGCCUCAAGAUCUUAAGCCCCAGCCUCAUGGUCUCGGCCUCCAUCGACCAACGGCUGACCUUCUGGCGUCUGGGGCACGGUGAACCCACCUUUAUGAACAGCACGGUGUACCACGUCGCAGAUGUGGCCGACAUGGACUGCUGGCCCGUGAGCCCAGAGUUUGGCCACCGUUGCGCUCUGGGGGGCCAGGGCCUUGAGGUCUACAACUGGUACGACUAAGCCAUCCCGCGGUGGCCGGCACGCUGGGCUUGGGGCCUGCUCGCAGAGUGAUUGUCUGUGCCCACGCCUGGCGUGCCCAGAGGGGAGGAAGAGGCAGCCGCGGGUCCCUGACUCCAGAGCAGGCACUAAAGUUACUGACUUUGUGGACAUUCCUGGAUCCUAAGGCCUCUGUGGCCUUAAAUGUGACUCAGCGGAGGGAGACCCAGCAUGGCCAGCCCAGUGUGGAGCACUUCUCGCACGGCCCGCAGAAGCUGCAGACGGGCAAACAU